Messenger RNA from Nothobranchius furzeri (turquoise killifish), 778 nucleotides. RefSeq names its product thioredoxin b (gene txnb). Gene Ontology annotation, cellular component: cytosol. Gene Ontology annotation, molecular function: protein-disulfide reductase activity. Lineage: Eukaryota; Metazoa; Chordata; Actinopteri; Cyprinodontiformes; Nothobranchiidae. The record is from RefSeq and is a predicted model, not a curated record.
GUACACCAAAACAAGAGCGGGACUUCCGCUGUGGGCUGGACCAGCCACAACGAGAGCUAAUAAAAUCUCGGCGUGCUUAUUACGGACACAUCGUUUUCAACCCUUCUAGGUGUUACGUUCUCUACCAGCGUGGAACUAUCGCUCACAAGCUGUCAUCAUGGUCAGAGAAAUAAAAAACAAGGAGGAGUUCGACAAGCUCCUUCAGGAAGCGGGAGACACGCUGGUGGUGGUGGACUUCACAGCUACGUGGUGUGGGCCCUGCAAAAUGAUCGGUCCACAUGUUGAUAAAAUGGCGGAGCAACACAAAGACGUAAUUUUCGUGAAGGUGGAUGUGGACGAGGCAGAAGAUGUGAGCAGUUCCUGUGGUAUUAGCUGCAUGCCCACAUUCCAUUUCUACAAAAAUGGAAAGAAGGUGCAUGAGUUCUCCGGUGCUAACAAGGACACACUUGAAGCCAAAGUGGCUGAACUGAAGUAGACCAACGUGUCUGGGACCAACCUACACAUAACCACAUUGUACAAAGACCCAGUCACCCAUUACCUUCUCAGCACACCUGAGCAGCAUUUCCUGUUUGUCUGUUAAUCAUUAUUACCUCACACGGGCGAUAAUUUAUUCCCCUCUGCCUUACAAAGUCCCUUUAGCUCAGUGUGUGUACUUUUAAUCUCCUAACUAUUGAUGGAACACAAACCUUCAAUAUGAAAACUUUGGUUCUGUAUGCUGAUGCAUCACCUGAGAACGCCUGUUUGUUUCCAGUAAGAUGGAUUAAAUGAUGAAACACCG